Hippopotamus amphibius kiboko is the source of this 722-nucleotide messenger RNA. RefSeq names its product coiled-coil-helix-coiled-coil-helix domain containing 10 (gene CHCHD10). Gene Ontology annotation, biological process: mitochondrion organization. The record is from RefSeq and is a predicted model, not a curated record. Lineage: Eukaryota; Metazoa; Chordata; Mammalia; Artiodactyla; Hippopotamidae. The coding region runs from base 117 to 539 and encodes 140 amino acids. The transcript has 4 exons. Gene Ontology annotation, cellular component: mitochondrion; nucleus.
CCGGCCCCGCCCCGCAGCGCGCGGCCUGACCGGCGCCGCCGCGUCCGUGCCCGGGCCAGACCCGCCGUCGCCGUCGCCGUGUCCGCCUCGGCUCGGCCGGUGCCUCCGCCGCGACCAUGCCCCGGGGGAGCCGCAGCGUGGCCGCCCGGCCGGCCAGCCGCACCGCCGCGCCCUCUGCCCACCCGCCCGCGCACCCGCCGCCCGCGGCCCCGGCCCCCGCUCCGCCCGGCCAGCCCGGCCUGAUGGCGCAGAUGGCGACCACGGCCGCCGGAGUGGCGGUGGGCUCCGCCGUGGGACACGUCGUGGGCAGCGCCCUGACCGGAGCCUUCAGCGGCGGGGGCUCAGAGCCCGUCCAGCCUGCUGCCCCGCAGGCCCCGGCCCCCGCUGCCCCGCAGCCCCUGCAGGUGGGGCCCUGCGCCUAUGAGAUCAGGCAGUUUCUGGACUGCGCCACCACUCAGAGCGACCUGACCCUGUGUGAGGGCUUCAGCGAGGCCCUGAAGCAGUGCAAGUACAACCACGGUCUGAGCUCCCUGCCCUGAAGAGACGGGUGCAGAUUCAGGGGCCGGCCCUGCCUGCACCCACCUCCACCCCCUCCCCGAUAGCCGGACCUCGACGUCCGAUUGUACCCACGCAGCUGGGACUGGGAGUGAGGAGGGGGUUUCCCUUCCCACACGUGACCCGAGACGAAAACGUGCAAUUAAAAGAGUUUAUUUUCGACCUGA